This is a messenger RNA of Caenorhabditis bovis, 246 nucleotides long. NCBI's taxonomy places the organism in Eukaryota, Metazoa, Nematoda, Chromadorea, Rhabditida, Rhabditidae. The record is from the annotation of a GenBank genome assembly.
AUGGCAUUCGACUUGAAGCAACAACUCGAACUCCAGGAUUAUUUGGGCGUUCUCGCUGUCUGGUGUAUUUUCUUCGCAAUUCUCUUCAUACUCAGUGUGAUAAUCAAUUUCACGUGCAUCUACGAGAAGGACGAUGUGACAGCGCUCGAACGGUGGGGCUACAAAAAACGCAUCGGAAUGCACCUCGGACCACAUCGCGAAUCGGUCAUCGGUCGCCAGAUGCCAACCAACAUUCGUAGGGACUAA